GCCUGGCAGCCCUCCCCAGAGACAAGCAACAAGGUGAAAAAAAAUGCACGGCUGUAGGUUACAGGGUGGUAGGCCUGAGAUCUCCACUUCCUCAGUCCUCUGGAAGUUGUCGGGAACAAUGUUCUUCUUGUACCUGUUGAUAGCGGGUGUCUCUGCCUUCACCAUUCAGCCCGAGGAACGCACAGUGGCUUCAGGAAACUGCCAAUUUCGUGGCAAGCAUUUCAAAACCACCUUUGGGGUGGAAGGGGAGCCAGUGGUCCUGAGGUGCCCCCAGGUGCGGUAUUGGUUGGGGGCCUCGGCUAGCCCCCGUGUCAACCUGACAUGGCGGAAAAAUGAUUCUGCUGGGAUGGCCCCAGGAGGCGAAGAGACACAAGUAUGGGUCGAGGAUGGUGCUCUCUGGAUUGUGCCAGCCUUGCAGGGGAACUCCGGCACCUACAUUUGCACCGUUAGAAAUGCCUCUUACUGUGACGAAAUGUCCAUUGAGCUCAGGGUUUUUAAGAAGACAGAAGCUUCCCUGACUUUCAUCUCAUACCCACAAAUUCUUACCUUGUCAACUUCUGGGUCAUUAGUUUGCCCUGAACUGAGUGAAUUCACCCGUAACAAAACUGACAUGAAGAUUCACUGGUACAAGGAUUCUGUCCUUUUGGAUCAAGCCAACGAGAAGUUUCUAAGUGUGCAAGGGACGACGCGCUUACUCAUACACAAUGUGUCUGUGGAGGACGGGGGCUAUUACAGCUGUGUUGUGGCAUUUGCCCACAACGGCACGCUAUACAACGUCACUAGGAACAUCAAACUCCGCAUCAACAAAAAAGAAGAGGAGACGGUUCCUGUGAUCAUCUCUCCCCACCAGACCAUUUUAGCUUCUCUGGGGUCAAGACUGACAAUCCCGUGCAAGGUGUUUCUGGGAGCUGGCGCAUGCUCGACCACCGUGCUGUGGUGGAUGGCCAAUAACACCAACAUAGAGAGCGCCUACCAGGAAGGCCGUGUGACUGAGGGGCAGCGCCUGGAAUACUCAGAAAAUAAUGAGAACUACGUUGAAGUGCCACUGAUUUUCAAUCCAGUCAUAAGAGAGGAUUUGAACACGGAUUUUAAAUGUGUUGUUCAUAAUACACUGAGUUUUCAGAUGCUGCAUACCACAGUCAAAGAAGCCUCCACAUUCUCCUGGGAGAUUGCACUGGCCCCCCUUUCACUGGUCCUCUUCGUAUUGGGGGGAAUAUGGAUGCACAGAUGGUAUAAACACAGAACUGGAAAAGCAUAUGGUUUGACAGCGUUAAAGACUGGCCAUCAAGACUUUCAAUUCUAUCCAAGUAACAUAAAGGAAAUAAAAUAAUUCAAA
Messenger RNA from Pteropus alecto (black flying fox), 1336 nucleotides. RefSeq names its product interleukin 1 receptor type 2 (gene IL1R2). The transcript is spliced from 9 exons. Bases 44 to 1330 code for a protein of 428 amino acids. Gene Ontology annotation, molecular function: interleukin-1, type II, blocking receptor activity; interleukin-1 binding. NCBI's taxonomy places the organism in Eukaryota, Metazoa, Chordata, Mammalia, Chiroptera, Pteropodidae. The record is from RefSeq and is a predicted model, not a curated record.